CCGGGCCGGCGGCGGCGGCGGAGGAAGCGAUCGCGGGGAGGGGCGGGGGCGGAUUUCUGCCAUGGCAGCCCAACCCAUCCCAGUCUCGAAGCAGACCAGGGAGGUGGUGCGGGGCAUCCCAACGGAGGUAGUAUGCACGGCCUUUGGGGCCACGAUCCUGGUGGUGGUGACCCAGUAUGGGAAGAUGGGGACUCUUGUCUCCGUGGAGCCGGAUGCAGCACCUGAAGGGAUCAGCAGACCUUCGUGGACCACAAAAGUUCUCCUCGGCAAAGAUGAGCCUCUUGUCCACAUCUUCGCCAAGCAUCUGGUGACCUCGGUGUCUCAGGAAGCUGGGAACAAGGCCGUUCUCCUGGCGAUGGCUCUGAAGGACAGAAGCAUUGAGGCCAUCCAAACACUGCAGGGACUCAUUCGCCAAUGCCAAGUAUGGUGAAGAUGGGCCAGUGGAAUUGUUUGGAUGUCAGAUAGUUCCGGCUGAGGUUAAGUUUGGUUUGGGUGCAGACUUGGUUGGGUGCACACUGUUUGUUUUUCCUUUUAAUUACUCUCGUUUUGAACAUGGAUAAUGAACAUUUGUGGGUAAACUGUCACACAGAUCAGGUUUCGAUUCACGUUACAUAAGCGGGCUGUAUAUUCUGUGGCCCAAACAUUCACAAAUACCUGCUUUGAAACCUGGCUGUGACCAUUAAAAUAAGUCUGAUGUAGAACCUACAUGGGAAUUACCCCCAGCAAAUUUCAUGGCAGGUCUUCCUAAUUAAUUGGAUUCUUCCACUGAGAUCAACAGAACUUUCAAGGGCUAAACAUGAGCAGGAUUUUUCUCACAUGUAAUGUUUAAUCCCCACCCAUUUUUAUUUUUAUUUUUACAUUUCAGUUUUAUAGCACCUUGGAAGUAGUUCAGAUUGUGGAUGGUAUUCCAACAUCCUUCUACUAAGGGUUUUCUCCCCACCCUUUCUCAUUCUGAAAGCAACCUGAAUAAAUUCAGAAUAACUUUGCUGCCAUCUUCUGAAACUACAGUAUUUUAUUCUUGCUUGAGUUAAAAAUAAGGGAAUUGCAAUAUGUUUAGAGUAAUGUUGCUCUUUGUAGUUGACUCCUUAAAGGAAAUUAAAAAAUACCGUUUCCACCCUAACCUGUAGAUUAUCAUGUCUGUCCGGUUGUGAAUAUGGGAAAGUGGCGGAUGGACCAGAAAUGUUGCCUCCUGUUGCUGGUAGCUGAUACCGUCAAUAAA
Candoia aspera is the source of this 1219-nucleotide messenger RNA. It is a transcript of the gene PSMG3, whose product is annotated as proteasome assembly chaperone 3. Bases 62 to 430 code for a protein of 122 amino acids. The transcript has 3 exons. Lineage: Eukaryota; Metazoa; Chordata; Lepidosauria; Squamata; Candoiidae. Gene Ontology annotation, biological process: proteasome assembly. The record is from RefSeq and is a predicted model, not a curated record.